Molecule: messenger RNA, 1614 nt
Organism: Caenorhabditis remanei
Lineage: Eukaryota; Metazoa; Nematoda; Chromadorea; Rhabditida; Rhabditidae
Exons: 10
Coding region: 1-1614 (537 amino acids)
Biological process (GO): signal transduction; chemical synaptic transmission; monoatomic ion transmembrane transport
Cellular component (GO): neuron projection; synapse; postsynaptic membrane
Molecular function (GO): transmembrane signaling receptor activity; acetylcholine-gated monoatomic cation-selective channel activity
Source: RefSeq, a predicted model, not a curated record
AUGGAAUAUUGCUGGCUCAUUCUCAAGCUUUGUCUGCUACUGACACCCGGUAGGAAUGGACUUUCAGAUAAAACGGAGGGAGACCUCUACACGGAACUUCUCGAAGACUAUGAACCACUGGAACGUCCAAUUGAGAAUAGUUCCGAGGCAGUCAUGGUUCGAAUGGGAUUAGUUCUUCAACAGAUUGUAGAUGUAGAUGAAAAGAACCAAGUGGUGGAUGUGAAUGCGUGGUUGAAAUUCUCGUGGAUCGAUUAUUCAUUGAAAUGGGAACCAGAAAAAUACGGCGGAGUGACUGAUUUGAGAUUUCGGAAAGGGCAAUUGUGGACACCUGAUGUAUUGAUGUAUAACAGUGCGGAUCCACAAUUUGACAGUCGAUACGCUUCAAAUCUGUUGGUUUAUCCGAAUGGAUUGGUCAAUUGGAUACCUCCUGGUCUCUAUCGUCUCUCAUGUAAAAUUCAAGUUGUCUGGUUUCCAUUCGACGUUCAAGAAUGUUUUCUUAAAUUCGGUUCAUGGACUUUCGACGGAACAAAACUGAAUCUGGAGAUUGAUGAAAACGGUUUCGAUAUUUCAAAUUAUAUGCAAAAUGGAGAAUGGACUUUGGAAGGUACCACUGUGAAGAGAAACAUCCAAUAUUAUCAGUGUUGUCCUGAACCGUAUUAUGAUCUAGUUUUCACUUUUGUCAUUCGACGGAGGGCUUUGUAUUAUGCAUUCAAUCUGAUUCUGCCUUGCAUUCUCAUCACAAUGUUGACACUCGUCGGAUUCACUUUUCCACCAGAUGCAGGAGAGAAAAUGUCACUUCAAAUCACAAUAAUGCUCUCCAUUUGUAUUUUUCAAAACUAUGUUGCUGAAAUGUCCCCGCCCACUUCAGAAGCUGUUCCUUUUCUCAGUGCAUUCUUUGCUGUUUGUCUCUUCACAUGCGCUUGCUGUGUGACUGCAACCACGUUGGCUCUAAACUUCCACCACAGAACUGGAAAAUCUCAUCAAAUGAAUCGAACGUUUCGACUUCUAAUGCUCGAAUGGAUUCCAUGGUUGCUCAUGAUGCGACGUCCUGGAUUUGUAGCAAGAGGAGGAAGAAUAGUGAAAGAAGAUGAUUCAGAUGACGAGUUUGAGGAGAGGCAAACUAGACUAGAUCAACAGAGAAUUGCAACAUUGAUUAGUCAAAUUACAGUGGAAUCGAACAAGCCGACACCAACAUUCCCCCGCCGCGUGACUAUCGUGGAUGAAGUUAAUGAUGAAACAGACGGUCCACUACCUCUUGAUACAGUAAUUUGUGAAGAAGACGACGUGGCAUCUCUAGAAGAUGAACCCGCCUGGCGAACAUCUCAACCACCUCCAACACCUGCUCAUUUAUGGUGGAAUGCAUCGAAUCGAAUGGGAAAUCGAGUUCCCGUCGAGCAGAUUGCACAACUUUUAGUUUUACAACAAGUUCAUGGACAUUUAUCGGAGAUCAACAAACACAUUCGAGAAAAAGAAAAAGCCAAAAAAAUCGAGGACGACUGGAAAUUUUCAGCCAUGGUCGUCGAUCGUAUCUGUAUGGUUAUUUUCACAGCUUUUCUAUUUGGUUCCACAGUUGCUCUAUUCGCUUCAGUUCCAAACAUCACCAGAUCUUUCUAA